Molecule: messenger RNA, 619 nt
Organism: Ruditapes philippinarum (Manila clam)
Lineage: Eukaryota; Metazoa; Mollusca; Bivalvia; Venerida; Veneridae
Exons: 4
Coding region: 1-555 (184 amino acids)
Biological process (GO): cell differentiation; multicellular organism development
Molecular function (GO): protein binding
Source: RefSeq, a predicted model, not a curated record
AUGUCGUUAGGCAGCUGGGUUGCAAAACCAGGAGUAGGUGUUCACUAUGUUCCAAGUCCAGGAGAAGUUGAUGCAUCUAUUGUUAAUGUAGAAUUGAAUUACAGUGAAACACUAUGUUUGGAACUUCUGCUUGUGGACUGUGCCACUCAUGUUACACAAGGAGACGAGAUGGUGUGCGGAUCCGACGGAACUACCUAUGCCAAUCACUGUAAAUUUACCCAUGCUACAUGCGAGUUUCGCCAUGCACCUACGCCAUUAAGUAUUGCUCACUAUGGUGACUGCACAAGAACAACACUAGCACCAUCAACAGUAGCUCCCACGACAACCAUUGCCGGUAUGACGUCCACGGUGAUGGCGACAACCUCGACGGACUCAAUCGCCAAUAUUGUACAAAAUGUGUUCUGUCGAAAUAUUGAUACCAUCAAUUGUGGAUUUGAUUUCAAACUUAUCUGCGGAUCCGAUGGGAAAUUAUAUCCAAAUCAAUGUGAGAUGUCAAAACAAAAAUGUAAUGACCGGUCACUUACUGUGGCUGACAGGUCUUUCUGUACCUUAUAAAGAUGAUAGUUUAUGAAAACAUUUUGUGUAUCAUAGAAAAAAGACAAAUACAAAUACGUUAUUG